This is a messenger RNA of Dreissena polymorpha, 2852 nucleotides long. Its product is annotated as tripartite motif-containing protein 45-like. The coding region runs from base 240 to 1925 and encodes 561 amino acids. Gene Ontology annotation, biological process: protein polyubiquitination; negative regulation of translation; proteasome-mediated ubiquitin-dependent protein catabolic process. The record is from RefSeq and is a predicted model, not a curated record. Gene Ontology annotation, molecular function: zinc ion binding; translation repressor activity; protein binding. The transcript has 3 exons. Lineage: Eukaryota; Metazoa; Mollusca; Bivalvia; Myida; Dreissenidae.
ACCAUCAUGUAUGUACAAGUUUAUCUUAACAUGAUAACAAGAGUUUAUUAGUUUAAAUGAUCAAAGUUCAUGGUAGAUGAACUGAAUGCUUCAAAAAUAAGUACUGCAAAUGUGUAAUUAAUGGAAAAAUUUAAUCAACAUAUCAACAAGUUAAUAACAAUUAUCAAUAACUAUUUCAUGUGAAUAAAAGGUACAUUAACCCACUUAGAAAACAGGAAGUUUUGAACACUUUCAACAGAAUGGCGACUUCUUUCAGUCCAGUUCAUAAAAGCUCUGAUUUGGUGAAGGACUACUGUUGUGGAGCCUGCAGAAGUAGAAGCAUCGAAGAAAUUGCAGAGAUGUACUGUGAAACAUGUCUGAAGUGUUUUUGUGGAAAAUGCAUUUUUCAUCAUAGUCAAUUAUAUGCUGACCAUAUCACUUAUGGUAGAGGAGACAUGAACAAGUGGCCGCUUACUAAGAAAAUGGAGGAUUUUCUUUACAAGUGUGAGAUCCACAAAGACAAAAAACUUAAAAUGUUUUGUAAGGACCAUAGUAAGCCAUGUUGCACUAAUUGUGCUUUCCUAAAUCACAGACUAUGCAAGGAAGUAACCCUUAUUUCUGAGUCACUCAAAACCAAUCCGUCAGACUUACAUGAAUUGUCUAACAAGAUUGAGACCAUUCUGAAAGAACUGAAGAAUCUUCACAAUACAAAACAGACCAGCUUUCAGUCUGUUGAGGGAUCAUACAGUGAAAGACUACAAGAAGUCAGAGAUGUGCGACAGAAACUAAAUUCUGCUCUGGACAACCUUGAAAAGGCUACACUGAAAGAACUGGAUGAUGUGAGGACAUCUCUACAAGCUGCUCUCAGGACUGAUGUAGAGAACUGCAAUAAACUGAUGGACGACCUAGAGCUCCUUAGAGAAGCUGUGAAGGAACUUGCAGAUAAGAGCAUUGGAGAAAUGGCCUUCAUAGCCACCAGGAAAUGUCUGGACAAGAUACAGGAGUCAGAAGCAUAUCUGAAAAACACUUCUUUGAAGUUUGACAGUUCAAUAGCAUUCCAAGCAAACACAGACAUUGAACAGUACUUGACCAAACAGUUUGGUAUUGGAAAGAUUUCACAUAAAUCAGUGCAGGGAGACGCCAAUCAUGCAUUUACAGUAACAAAGAAGUGCGAGUAUGAUCUGAAAAUACCAACUGAUGGUAAAAACAGUUCUAACACAGGCAUCUGUGUUAUCUCAAGUGAUAAUAUCCUUGUUGCUGACUGCAACAAUAAGCAAGUGAAGCUUCUGAACCAGCAGUACAAAGUGAUCAGCCACUGUGAUGUGCAUGUUUAUGAAGGAGGGAACAUGUGUCAGAUAAGUGCAAGUGAGGUGGCUGUUACUGUGAAUUAUGGGGUCCAAUUCAUCUCUGUGGCUAAUUUACAGCUUAUUAAAGGCAGGAAACUUCAGUUUCAGCAUACGUGUGCUGGAAUUGCCCAUCAUGAAGGCAACCUGUACGUCACCUCCGAUACUGCUCUGUACCAGUACACUAUGACUGGAGCACUUUUAAAAAAGAUAUAUGAGGAUACAACUGCUAUCUCAGUUUUUUACUCAGCAUGGAAUUGUGCAGUAAGUCCUACAGGUGACAGGAUCUAUGUCACUAUCUUCAACCAGCACAAGCUCAUCACACUUGCCAUGGACGGCAAAAUUCUCUCCACCUUCACUGACCCCGAACUACAACAGCCAUCAAGUGUCCAUGUUUCAGUUGUAGGUCAUGUCCUGGUUUGUGGAUACUCAUCCCACACCAUUAUACAGGUGGAUAGAGAGGGAAAAACAAAGCUAGCUACACUAGGGGCAAAGAAGGAUGGAGUGAUUAAUCCCGUAUCAGUCUGCUACAACAACGACACCCACACAGUCAUUGUGGGACAAUAUCAGAACAGCAAGUUAUAUGUGCUGGAAGUGCAAUAGCUAUGAUUAUGUGAACAGACAAUAGUUUCAAUGCAAAUGUUAAUACUUUGCCAGAUAUAUCCUUAAUAUAUCAUAACAGUGGUAGUAUUUGCAUCUUCACAUAAGCUUUCCAUUUAACUUCCAAUGCCAUUUUAUAGUUAUUAUAAUGUCUGGUGUUAACUGUCAAGUACUGUAAAACCAUUACAUUUUUCAUGUGGUACGAAUUUUCGUGGAUUUCGUUGGUCUGAUGAACCAUGAAUUCAAGUACCAACGAUUAUUUAUACAUUUUUAAUCCAAAAUCGGUCAUUUACGAUUGUCAUUACCGACAUUUUCUUUUGUUGUCGGUUAUCCGAGAUAUUUGUUUUGUGUAAUAAUUACUUCACUUAAGUAGUAUUUUGAAAGAGAGAUUGUUUGAUUGAGAUAUGAUAGUUAAUACAAUAUGUUGUUUUCUUGAUACGUGUUUGGGUAAUAAUACUUUUUUAAUCAAGCACGGUAUCUAAACUGUACGUAAACACGUUACAAGCGACCUAGUAUGUUUAAAUUUAUUAAAUCCUAAAUAGUAAGAAGAAAACGACACUUAGAAAGUAAGCAAUCUAUUGAAGAACGUGUUUCAAAAAAAGAGAAAACAAUUUGUUUAUUAUCACAUGAUUUGUUAAGAAGUACUAUAGCUUAUACUAACAAUUGAGUAUACUAUGCUCGUUACAUGUUGUUAUUAACCAUGUAUGUAACAUGUAACUUUGUUGUUGUUGUUGUUGUAUUCCAUGUCACAUUAUAAUAUGUAAUUAGAGCACUCUCACUCUCCAGUGAUAAGUGAAUUAUUAAUUGAUGUAUGUAAUUUGAACAUUAUUAUUAUUUAUAUCCAGCACGCAUGUCUGUAAAAUUUUCAUGUAUUUGUAUAUGACGAUAAGUUUGUUAUGCUUAAGUCAAAAUAAAUAUUCUGUUCUGUUC